GUCACCACGAGAAAGAGAAAACAUUAUUAUUUUACAUAACAAAUUUGAUAUCACUUGAGUAGUUCGCCUCCGCCAAACACAGCAUCCGAACAAGAAUUACGAAAGUUCCCAAUCAGCUUUAAACAAUUAAAAUUGACUUCUAGACGUGCACAAGCAACGCGAUACCCGAGAAGAAAUAACGAUGUGGAAGUUUAUUGCAGUGGCGGUCGCAAUUUUCGUUGUCCAGAUCGCUGGACAGCAAAGAAGUUACAACCAGAGCCAGUCUUCUGGUCGAAAUGGAUCUUCAGUUGGAGUGUGCAUUUUGGAAGUUCCAACGAUCGACAUUAUAGCUCCUGAAGAUCGACGCGGUGAGCUUCCCCGAGGAAAUGGGUCUCGGGCUGAUUUGACUAGGAUCGAAAUCUGCUGUUCUGGAUAUGAAAGAGUGCCACAUACUUUCCUGCAUUGUCGGCCUAUUUGCGAUAACGGCUGCGAAAACGGAAAUUGUACUGCCCCCAAUGUUUGUAACUGUAAUCGAGGAUAUAUUAAGAGCACAGAUCACCAGAACAAAUGCAUCCCAACCUGCCCAUUGGGCUGCUUGAACGGAGUCUGCACCCAUCGAGGAACCUGCGACUGCAACUUCGGUCACACUCACAGCUCCAACGGAAAAUACUGCGUUCCUGUUUGUACAGGGGGUUGUGGAACCGGUGGCCGCUGCACUGGCCCUGAAAUCUGCACUUGCAGCCCCGGGUUUGAAGUGAACAAGGACACCAACAAAUGCGCGUACCACUGCGAGGGCGGCUGUGGCUAUGGAACCUGCAUUGGCCCGAAUCAGUGUUCCUGCAAGCCUGGAUAUGUGCUGAAAGCGAGCAGCUGCGAGCCGGAUUGUCCGCGAGGCUGCAGAAGCGGCGUUUGUUCAGCCCCCAAUACUUGCACGUGUAAAGACGGAUGGACUCUGGAUAGAAGUGGAACCGUGUGCGAACCCCACUGUUCCCGAACCUGCCUGAAUGGGGACUGCGUUGGCCCGGAAACUUGCGCCUGCAAAAAGGGCUACACUCCCAGUCCAGGGUCCGAAGGACGCAAAUGCGUGGCCUUUUGUGAAGAUGGAUGCGAGAACGGCGUCUGUUCAGCCCCGAACUUUUGCAUCUGCAAUCCGGGAUUCAUGAAGGAGUCGAAGGGCAGCAACAGGUGCAUAAGGAGAGUGAGGCGCUCCGCCCUCACGGAUUUGCAUCUGGAGCUGAUUCCAGAAGAGGUGCUUGAGGGGCAUUAGACAACCUUUUUUCGUAUCGUUUGUUCGGGCUUAAGAAAUUACAAAAUGCAUACCGGCAGGUAAAAAAUAUACAAUAAGUAUAAAACUAGCGAUAUUUACACAGUAAACACACCCAGAGAUCUAGAAGGAAACUUUGGCACCGAAA
Molecule: messenger RNA, 1391 nt
Organism: Dendroctonus ponderosae (mountain pine beetle)
Lineage: Eukaryota; Metazoa; Arthropoda; Insecta; Coleoptera; Curculionidae
Product: von Willebrand factor D and EGF domain-containing protein
Exons: 7
Coding region: 182-1246 (354 amino acids)
Cellular component (GO): extracellular region
Source: RefSeq, a predicted model, not a curated record